AUGGAGAAGUUCACGAAGGUGCGCCACAUUGGCAAGGGCAACAUGGGGGCCUGCGCCCUCGUCCGCAACAACGAGGACGGCAAGUGUUACGUGAUCAAGCAAGUAGACCUCGGCAGGAUGAGUAAAAAGGAACGCCAGCAGAGCCUCAAUGAGGCGCAUCUGUUGAGUUCCCUGCGACACCCAAACAUCAUCAACUAUGUAGAUAGCUUUCUCUCGAAGAGGUCUGAUCACCUUUGUAUCGUCAUGGAAUUUGCCGAUGGCGGAGACCUGAGCGCACGCAUAAAAAAGUCGUACGGUGUCAACUUCCGUGAGUCGCAGGUGCUGGACUGGAUUAUUCAGUUGGUACUGAGCCUCUCGUACGUUCACCAGCGCAGAAUCCUCCACCGCGACAUCAAGUCUCAAAAUGUCUUUCUGACGAGCCAGAAUAUUCUGAAGCUGGGAGACUUUGGCAUCGCACGCACGCUUACUGGCACCUACGAUCAGGCUAGGACGUUUGUUGGGACCCCGUACUACCUCUCCCCAGAGCUUAUAUUAGAACGCCCCUACGAUCACCGCAGUGACGUGUGGGCGCUUGGUGUAGUCAUCUACGAACUUAUGGCAUUGAAGCACCCAUUCAAUGCAACUAGCAUGAAGGGGCUGAUGCAGCGCAUCCUCAAGGUGCAGUAUGAACCUGUUCCCAAGUUAUAUUCAACUGAGCUGCGAAAUAUAGUGCCACGUCUCCUGACAAGGGAGCCAUCGCAACGCAUAAAGUUAGAGGAGCUACUUGAGCUUCCUGUAGUGCAACGGCGAAUGCAGGAGUGGAUGGUGUCCGAUGUGAUGCCUAAAAGCUACAUUGACACCCUCCUGCAGCAGAAGUUAAUGCCACCUGCGAUUGCCGCGUUACGAAAGUGUAGCGUCGCAGGCACAGCUGCCGCCGCAACGGAGUUUUCUGCUUUACCCUCCUCAGGAGACGUUUCCCACCGUGCACCUGUGGCCCCGCCCGCACCUGCGGUGGAGGCAUCUCUGCUUCCUAUGCGUUCUGACAAGAUCCCACUGCCUGUGCUGCACCGCAGGUUACAAUCAGUGGAGCAGCAGCAGCAGCAGCAGCAGCAGCAGCAACAACAACAACACGAACAACAACAAAAACCAGCACUGCCACACCCAAAUCAACUGCUACACUACCAAGGCCCAUUGUCAAAGCCUUCAACUGAGAUCAGUCGACUCGAUGCACUGCGGGUGCCCAGGCGAACGAAGCCAGGUUAUCUUAUGUACAAAAAUAUCAAUGGCGGGUAUAACUCUCAUGCUCUUCCUGGCGCCGGGCGGCAGUGCUCACGUGUCUCUGUCCCCGUGCCGCUGCAGUUGCCGUCUAGCAAUCUUCUCCAUCGGGGCGAGACGGCUCAGUCCCAACCGUUGGGUGUAGGUGGUGUGCAACGCCCUUCUCAGUCGCUGGAGGUCUCUCACGGCCACGCCGACGUAGGCAGCGCGGCAUCCGUUUAUGCUAGCAAUCCAUUUAGUAGCCGGCCUUGCCCCACCGCCCACGCCGUGGGCGGUGUGCCGUACCAGAGCAAAGCGGAACCAGACAGUAAGGAAGGCGGGCCGCCGCUUUUUGCGGAUCCCCGUGUCCGCAAGCGUAGCCAGCAAGGAUCGGGCGGUGUGGCGUCGUGCCUCAACCCCUUCUUUCAGCAGCCUUCGGUUGGACUCGCCCCCCUGCCUUGUGCUCCGCAGGCGCCUAACAUGGACAUCAAGGCUAUGCUUCAGCGUGCCGCGUUAGAACGGGCCCAACGACGCGCGUUUUCGUAG
Molecule: messenger RNA, 1779 nt
Organism: Trypanosoma conorhini
Lineage: Eukaryota; Euglenozoa; Kinetoplastea; Trypanosomatida; Trypanosomatidae
Product: putative serine/threonine protein kinase, putative,protein kinase
Exons: 1
Coding region: 1-1779 (592 amino acids)
Biological process (GO): protein phosphorylation
Molecular function (GO): ATP binding; protein kinase activity
Source: RefSeq, a predicted model, not a curated record